AACCAAUUGCACCACCACCGGAUGAAGGAGCCCAGCUGACACACCAAGAAGAGGUCUGUGUCUAGGGAAGUUUGGGGUUGAUCUUUUACUUCAAGAGAAUCUGCACUCCAUUAAUGCAAUACAAGAAGUAUGGCUUGAAAGAUUCGGUCACCAGCAAGUCAAACUACAGACAGCGAAAGGUUGGUCUGUUUACCAAAUAGGAAAAACUGGAAGGCAUAAAAGUGACAAAGAAUAUGCCAUUUGACACCUUCAGCUUUUGAUCUGUAUAGAAGACAAUGACAAGCCACGCUGUCACAGCGAUGACUGCUUCAGAAUGCUCUUCCAAAGGAACGCCCCUCCUUACUAGCCACAGCAACCAGAGAGCGCAUGACCUCGCGGGAACAUCCAAUUUCACUAACUGUACCAUGGACGAAAAAUUGCUUUCUGGUGUGUUAACAACCUUCUACUCUGUUAUUUUCAUCAUGGGACUAGUUGGGAACAUAAUUGCCCUCUACGUAUUUCUGGGUAUCCACCGCAAAAGAAAUUCCAUUCAGAUUUACCUACUUAACGUAGCUAUUGCUGACCUCUUACUUAUCUUCUGCCUUCCUUUCCGAAUAAUGUAUCACAUUAAUCAAAACAAGUGGACGUUAGGUGUGGUUCUUUGCAAGGUGGUAGGGACGCUCUUUUAUAUGAACAUGUACAUUAGCAUUAUUUUACUUGGAUUUAUCAGUUUGGAUCGCUACAUAAAAAUUAAUCGGUCUAUACACCAACGGAAGGCAAUAACAACCAGACAGAGCAUUUAUAUUUGUUGUACAGUAUGGACAGUUGCUUUUGUUGGAUUUUUAACCAUGAUUACUUUAACAAUUAAGAAAGGAGACCUUAAUUCCACACUGUGUUUUCACUACAGAGAUAAACUUCAGGAAAUGGGAGAGGCAAUUUUUAACUUCAUUCUCGUCGUGAUGUUCUGGCUAAUUUUCCUCCUAAUAAUCCUUUCGUAUAUUAAGAUAGGCAAGAAUUUAUUGAGAAUUUCUAAAAGGAGGUCAAAGUUUCCAAAUUCUGCUAAAUAUGCUACUACGGCCCGGAAUUCCUUUAUUGUACUCAUCAUUUUCACUAUAUGUUUUGUUCCGUAUCAUGUCUUUCGAUUUGCCUAUAUUUCUUCACAACUAAAAGUGUCAUCUUGUUAUUGGAGAGAAGUUGCUCACAAAACCAAUGAGAUUAUGUUGGUUCUGUCAUCUUUCAAUAGCUGCUUAGAUCCCGUCAUGUAUUUUCUGAUGUCCAGUAAUAUCCGCAAAAUAAUGUGCCAGCUUCUUUCUAGACGGUUUCAAGGGGAAGCAAGCAGGAGUGAAAGCACUUCUGAAUUUAAGCCAGGGUACUCUUUACAUGAUACAUCCGCCUCAACUAAACAUCAGCUUACUUAGUAAUGUACUUGAAGUAAAUGCAUUGAAGAGAAUAAUAAAGAAAUAACGCUUUUAACUCCUUGAAGAACUACAAAAUUAUGAAAGGAUCCUCUAGCUGUGGACAAAGUUCAGACAUACUCAGAGCUCUUUUUAGCUCUGUAGUGUUCCAUUAGCUUAAUUGUAAAAUACUUCAAUAGAAAGAAAAACCUUACACAUCACUAGAUUUAAAAUCUAUAUGUAAAAAAAUUUGUUCAGAUAUUACUGUCACUCUAAAACUCUUAACACAGUUUAUACGGUUUAGUGAAGUUUGUGACUUUAACAACGGGAUAAUUAAAGAAAAUGUCAUAGUUUCUCAAGACAUUCAAGUAGGUAUUAAAAACCAAGCACCUAGUACUAAUUUAAAGUGUCUUUAAAAGUAAGUUAAAUGAUUUGAGGACUGACAUUUAAAAUGUUACAAAAUAUAUGUAUAUUGUUAUUUUAAAAGUUUAUAUGAUUUGCCACUGAAAUUCAUUUAUGCCUAAACCUUUUGAUAACAGAUGAAAUGACAAUUAAUAAAAUUCUAAUGAAAGUAUAAUUACCCAUGA
Molecule: messenger RNA, 1960 nt
Organism: Erinaceus europaeus (western European hedgehog)
Lineage: Eukaryota; Metazoa; Chordata; Mammalia; Eulipotyphla; Erinaceidae
Gene: GPR34
Product: G protein-coupled receptor 34
Exons: 3
Coding region: 276-1397 (373 amino acids)
Biological process (GO): G protein-coupled receptor signaling pathway
Cellular component (GO): membrane
Molecular function (GO): G protein-coupled purinergic nucleotide receptor activity
Source: RefSeq, a predicted model, not a curated record